This is a messenger RNA of Herpailurus yagouaroundi (jaguarundi), 942 nucleotides long. Its product is annotated as phospholipid scramblase 1-like. Gene Ontology annotation, biological process: plasma membrane phospholipid scrambling. Gene Ontology annotation, cellular component: plasma membrane. The record is from RefSeq and is a predicted model, not a curated record. The transcript has 5 exons. Gene Ontology annotation, molecular function: phospholipid scramblase activity. NCBI's taxonomy places the organism in Eukaryota, Metazoa, Chordata, Mammalia, Carnivora, Felidae. Bases 169 to 555 code for a protein of 128 amino acids.
GUGACUGCUCGGGCAUCCUAUCUCUUCCUCACAACAAUUUUGAGAGACUGUGGAUGUGGGGGCCACACAGAGGAUCAAGCCUCUUCUAAUUCACCUCCCAGAUUUUAGAGAUAAAAAGAGAAAUCUCUUCCAUCUGUCACAUGCGUGAGUAUUUAUACAAUCUUGACUAUGGCUUUUCGUAAUCGUCAGUCCAUGAUACAAUGGAUGCAAACACCAGGGAUAAUACCCAAUUGUCCACCCGGAUUGGAAUAUCUGACUCAGAUAAAUCAGUUACUAGUGUGUCAACGUUUCGAUCUUCUGGAAGUUCUCGGUUGUUUUGCAACUAGUAAAAAAUAUGAAGUCAUGAACAAUCAAGGACACAGAAUUUAUUAUGCAGAAGAAAGAAGUAAUUGUUUUCUCCGAUAUCUCUGUGGACCUUCAAGACCUUUUACCAUGACAAUUUAUGAUAAUGUAGGCCGUGAUGUCAUUACUAUGCAUAGAACUCUAAGAAGUAGCUGUUGCUGGAGAAACUGCUAUGUACAAAAGGACUACAUGUACUUUGAACACUGGCCAUAAGUUUUGCCAGCUUUCAGCAAAAUUAAACAACUUUCACUGAGAAUAUUUAAAUAAAGUUUUAUUUCACUAUAAUUAUUUGUAUAAAUUUCUUCUGCAUAAUAAACCACACCACAAUUUAGGAACUUGAAGCGAUCAUUUUAUUUAGCCCAGGAUUCUGCUGUACAGUUCUCCAGGUCAAGACCUUGUUCACUCUUGCGUGUACAGUCAGUUAACAGAUUGCUUGGGGACUCUCUCAUCCCAGGUGGCCUCAUUCAUAUGUUGUCCGAGACAAUAGGAGCACCAAGCCUCGUAUUUUACAUCAUCUAGGAGGCUAGCCAAAGCUUCUACACAUGAUAACUAACUCUGUUACAAAGGCAUCAGGAACACAAGCUCAAUGUUCAAGCUCAU